Didymella exigua CBS 183.55 is the source of this 1984-nucleotide messenger RNA. RefSeq names its product aromatic-L-amino-acid decarboxylase. The record is from RefSeq and is a predicted model, not a curated record. Gene Ontology annotation, molecular function: carboxy-lyase activity; pyridoxal phosphate binding. Lineage: Eukaryota; Fungi; Ascomycota; Dothideomycetes; Pleosporales; Didymellaceae. Gene Ontology annotation, biological process: amino acid metabolic process. The transcript has 2 exons. The coding region runs from base 187 to 1746 and encodes 519 amino acids.
AGGCGCGGAAUCGGAGCUACAGAAACGACUUUCCGGACUACACGUUGACUCUGUCGUUGUCACGCCCUAACAUUGACGAGUCGAAGCUUGAAUAUUUUUCAGUGGGUUUAGUAGAGGAAAGACAAGUCUAGUCAACUUCGUUUCCUCAAUUCUUUGUCUCCGUCUUUGCCACUCUAAUACCCCACCAUGGAUUCGCAACAAUUUCGGGAUGCCGCCAAGGGCGCAAUCGACGAGAUCGUGACAUACUACGACAACAUCGCAGACGAGUCUGUGUUGCCGUCAGUAAAGCCGGGAUACCUGCGUCCGCUCAUCCCCGAUUCAGCGCCUGAGGAGGGAGAAUCAUGGGAGAUCAUCCAAUCCGACAUCGACCGUGUCAUCAAGCCGGGAUUGACACACUGGCAAUCACCAAAGUUUAUGGCUUUUUUUCCAUGCAACUCGUCCUUCCCAGCUAUGCUCGGUGACAUGUACUCGGGGGCUUUCAACGCUGCAGCCUUCAACUGGAUCUGCUCGCCUGCCAUUACUGAAUUGGAGACCGUGGUCAUGGACUGGGUUGCUAAGCUCAUUGGCUUGCCUGAGGUUUUCCUAAGUCAGGGCGAGGGCGGCGGUAUCAUUCAGGGGACAGCAAGCGAAGUCGUCGUCACAGCACUCGUCGCAGCUCGCGAGCGUGUCAUCCGGAGAAAGCUCAAAGCCAUGCCCGAGGGCGAAGAGAAGCUGGAUGCCGCCGCAGAUCUCCGCGGCAAGCUCGUAGCAAUGGGCUCCGAGCACGCCCACUCCUCCACCCAAAAAGCCGCCAUCAUCGCCGGCACGCGCUUCCGCACCGUCUCCGCCCCCGCAGAAAACAACUACAGCGUAACCGCCGCCUCUCUUCGCAAAACGAUCGAGGAAACAAAAGCCAAAGGCCUCAUCCCCUUCUACUUCACCGCCACACUGGGCAGCACCGCUACCUGCGCCGUCGACGACCUGGCCGGCAUCGCCGAGCUCGCAAGAGAAUACCCAGAUAUCUGGAUCCACGUCGACGCCGCAUACGCCGGCAGUGCACUCGUAUGCCCAGAGUACCAGCACCUCUGCCCGCCACUUGCAGCAUUCGACUCGUUCAACUUCAAUCUGCACAAAUGGCUACUAGUAAACUUCGACUGCAGCGCCUUCUUCAUCAAGCGCCGCAGAGACCUCAUCGACACAUACUCCAUCACGCCAUCGUACCUGCGCAACGAGUUUACCGAAUCCGGCCUUGUCACCGACUACCGCGACUGGCAGAUUCCGCUGGGCCGUCGCUUCCGCAGCCUCAAAGUCUGGUUCGUGCUGCGCUCCUACGGCGCCCAAGGGCUGCGCGCCUUCAUCCGCAAUCACAUCCAGCUCGGCGAGUUCUUCGCCGCGAGGAUCAAGACCCGUCCGGAUCUGUUCCGCAUCACGACGGAUGCGAGUUUUGCCCUCGUCACGUUCCAGGUCACGCCCGCUCCGCCGCGGGGUGGUAAAGCGGACCAACCUGAUCCCAGACACGAAGCGUACACCAGCGACUUCACGCCGAGCGGGGAGGCGCAGUACACAGAGGACUGCAAUCAGGCUACGAAGCGUGUGUACGAGAAAAUCAACUCCAGGGGGCAGUUCUACAUCUCGAGCUCGGUUGUAUGCGGGACGUAUAUCAUACGCAUCGUUAGCGCCAACACAGCCGCGGAGCAGCAGUAUCUUGAGAUGGUGUUUGACCAACUCGUCGAAGCUGCUGAAGAAGAAAGGAGGGGGGGGGGAUGAAGGCGUGAAGACGUGAAGGCUGUCUAAGACGACCUCCACAGCAUUCAAUAUGAAAGAUAUACGCAACAAUCUGCCCCAUACUGCUGCGCGUACUUCCCUUUAUUCGUGCGUCUUGAGUGAUCUCUGGCAUCAAGCAUCGCACCCGCAUGUCUCAAGAUCGUCCCCCCCCCACUCUUGUCAGUUGUCAAGCAGGUUUCCGCGCCCGAGGAUAAACGCAAGACCAACCGCUGGAUUCAUC